Messenger RNA from Kockovaella imperatae, 690 nucleotides. RefSeq names its product putative mitochondrion protein. The record is from RefSeq and is a predicted model, not a curated record. The transcript is spliced from 7 exons. Gene Ontology annotation, molecular function: acetylpyruvate hydrolase activity. Gene Ontology annotation, cellular component: mitochondrion. The coding region runs from base 1 to 690 and encodes 229 amino acids. Lineage: Eukaryota; Fungi; Basidiomycota; Tremellomycetes; Tremellales; Cuniculitremaceae.
AUGUCGAGCUUUCUGAGGACUGGCAAAAAGAUUGUGGCUAUUGGGCGAAACUAUGCCGACCACGCGAAGGAACUCGGCAAUGCCGUACCGAAGGAACCGUUCUUCUUCCUCAAGCCGACGUCUUCCUACAUCGAGCCAGAGGAGGGCCCCGUAGAGAUUCCUCGAGGCGUUAUCAUGCAUCAUGAAGUCGAACUCGGCGUCGUGAUUGGCAAAAAUGGAAGAGAUAUCAAGACUUCCGAUGCGGAAUCUCACAUUGCAGGAUACACCCUCGCCAUUGACUUGACCGCUCGAAACGUCCAAGAUGCCGUCAAGGCCAAGGGUCUCCCUUGGUCCACGGCGAAAGGAUUCGACACGUUUUGUCCCGUCGGCCCUUUCAUCCCCAAAUCCCGUAUCGCCGACCUCUCCAAAGUCGGACUCCAUUUUUCCGUCAAUGGGACCGUCAAGCAGUCCGGUACAACCGCCGACAUGAUCUUCAAGGUCCCAGACUUGAUCGCGUUUGUAUCGUCCAUAAUGAAACUCGAGGAAGGAGACGUCAUCCUCACGGGAACACCGGCCGGUGUCGGACCCAUCAAUGCGGGCGAGUCAUUCACGGCCAAGCUUACCUACCCUGAUCUCGAGGGCCAAGUCUUGAGUGAAUAUACAAUGAAGUGUGUGGACCGCCAAGGAGGAUACGAGUUCAAAGGCAAAUAG